Messenger RNA from Rhodamnia argentea, 1330 nucleotides. RefSeq lists its product as uncharacterized. The transcript is spliced from 5 exons. The record is from RefSeq and is a predicted model, not a curated record. The coding region runs from base 101 to 1075 and encodes 324 amino acids. Gene Ontology annotation, molecular function: calcium ion binding. NCBI's taxonomy places the organism in Eukaryota, Viridiplantae, Streptophyta, Magnoliopsida, Myrtales, Myrtaceae.
UCCCUCUGAAGAAACAACGCAGAGCAAAAAGACCAUUUCUCGUCUUCUUCUGUUGCACUCACGCACAAAUCCAAUUCAAAUCUCUCUCUCUCUCUGUGCAAUGUCGACCGGAGGAGGCUUCGCAGUUCUCGACGGCUCGCAGCUCGGAGACAUUGACCUCUCUCUCCCCGAUCAUCCCGCUUCCGCUCUCACCGGCGCUCAGGUGAUUGAGCUUGCGGAGUCCAAAGUUAGCGAUCGCCUGUACGGCCUCUCGUUGCCGGAGACCAUCAGGUCCGGCGCUCUUGGCCGCGUCGGUUGCGUCGAUGGCGCCAGUUUCCAAGGAGCCAAGCUGGACGGGGAUCAGGCUGUGGAGAAACUCAAGGAGUAUGUCGCUGCGAUCGCUGAUCAAUUGAAAGAUGAUCCCAUUGUUGUAUCAAUUUUGGAUGGAAGUGCUUUACGCUUAUAUCUAGAGGAUGAAGAUGAUUUUGCAAUGUUAGCAGAGAAUCUCUUCACAGAACUAGAUACUGAAGAUACAGGAAAGAUCAAGAAGAGUGAGAUUAGAAGAGCUCUUGACCACAUGGGGGUCGACAUGGGCGUUCCUCCACCUUCAGAGUUACCCCUGCUUGGUGACAUCUUGAAGAAACAUGGAGCUGAAGGGGAAGAGGAAGUGGGCCAAGCACAAUUUGCGGAAGUACUUCAGCCUGUUCUACAUGAACUAGCAGAUACCCUGGCUGAAAAGCAUAUCGUUGUCACUCAUAACGUGAAGGUUGUCAAUGGUUCUAAGAUCAGAAAGUUUUUGGACAACGAAAAGCAACUGGAAAAUGUCACGGAGAAGGUAUUGGAGGGGAAUCAUGAACAAAGUUGUGUCGAAACAGUUAGGAAGUAUCUGGAGAAAAACGGUACUGAUAUGGGGUUGCCACCACUGGAUAUUGAAGAAGCAGUUGCUCUUUACAAUGCAGUAUUCUAUAGUGCUGCUUACAAUAAGAGUGUUUUGGAAUGGAGAAAGGAAGAAAUCCGUGAAAUCGUGAAGGAGAUCUUGGGGAAGUUUGCGGAGCAGCUGGAAAGCGAUCCUGUUUUCAUCGAUCUUGGCAAUUGAAUAGAGAAAUGUGGUGAGAAACUCGGUGAUGUGUCAUGUUUCCUGGUGAUGCAUCUCGUUCAGUCAGUGUCACCAAUGACCAUUUUGCUCUCAUCCUGCAAGAUACCUUCUUCAUACAACUUCAUUACUUUUUUGGCAACUCCUGACCCUCCUCAUAGCCAGGUUCACCUUAUGUAAUUUAUGUCAUGGGAUUACAAUGAGGGAUUGAGAUGCCGAAUACCAGUUUAGUUUCACUUGAGACAUUUUGUUCAUUGA